Asparagus officinalis (garden asparagus) is the source of this 3184-nucleotide messenger RNA. Its product is annotated as coatomer subunit gamma-2. Gene Ontology annotation, molecular function: structural molecule activity. Lineage: Eukaryota; Viridiplantae; Streptophyta; Magnoliopsida; Asparagales; Asparagaceae. The record is from RefSeq and is a predicted model, not a curated record. The coding region runs from base 104 to 2761 and encodes 885 amino acids. Gene Ontology annotation, cellular component: endoplasmic reticulum; COPI vesicle coat; endoplasmic reticulum-Golgi intermediate compartment. Gene Ontology annotation, biological process: protein secretion; intracellular protein transport; endoplasmic reticulum to Golgi vesicle-mediated transport. The transcript has 18 exons.
CCUUCUCAAUCUUAUAAGCUCGCUCGCUCGUCUCUUUCCACUCCGUCAAGCUCUCUCUGCCCCCUCCCUCUUUCUUUCUCUUAACCGAUCUCAAGAUCCAGCCAUGGCUCAGCCUCUCAUCAAGAAAGACGACGAUCAGGAUGAAGAAGAUUACUCUCCGUUUCUAGGGAUUGAGAAGGGCGCGGUCCUGCAAGAAGCUAGGGUAUUCCAUGAUCCUCAACUAGAUGCAAGGAGAUGCUCUCAGGUUAUAACAAAAUUGUUGUAUCUAUUAAAUCAAGGAGAAACUUUCACCAAGGUUGAGGCGACAGAGGUGUUUUUUGCUGUGACGAAAUUGUUUCAGUCGAAGGAUACUGGGUUAAGGAGAAUGGUUUAUUUAAUCAUCAAAGAGCUUUCACCUUCUGCUGAUGAGGUUAUCAUUGUCACGAGUUCCUUGAUGAAAGAUAUGAAUAGCAAGACAGACAUGUAUAGGGCCAAUGCUAUUCGUGUUCUUUGUAGAAUCACUGAUGGAACUCUCCUCACUCAAAUUGAAAGGUACUUAAAACAAGCAAUUGUUGAUAAAAAUCCUGUUGUGGCCAGUGCUGCUCUCGUCAGUGGCAUUCACUUGCUUCAGACAAAUCCAGAGAUUGUGAAAAGGUGGAGUAACGAGGUUCAGGAAGCUGUUCAGUCAAGAGCUGCCCUUGUGCAAUUUCAUGCGCUGGCUCUUCUUCACCAGAUUCGGCAAAAUGACCGUUUGGCUGUGAGCAAGCUUGUUACCAGCUUGACAAGAGGAACAGUUCGGUCACCUUUAGCUCAGUGCCUCUUGAUUAGAUACACAACCCAGGUGAUCCGAGAGUCGGGCAUGAAUACACAAACCGGGGAUCGCCCCUUUUUUGAUUAUCUUGAGGCCUGUCUGCGUCAUAAAGCAGAUAUGGUGAUAUUUGAAGCUGCUAGGGCAAUCACAGAGCUCAGUGGAGUUACUAGUAGAGAACUGACUCCUGCAAUUACAGUUCUACAAUUAUUUUUGAGCUCCUCAAAACCUGUACUUCGGUUUGCUGCUGUGCGCACACUAAACAAGGUGGCAAUGACACAUCCCUUGGCAGUAACAAACUGUAAUAUUGAUAUGGAAAGCUUAAUAUCUGACCAAAACCGGAGCAUUGCUACUCUUGCCAUCACUACACUCCUUAAGACUGGGAAUGAAUCAAGUGUAGAUCGCUUGAUGAAGCAAAUUACCAACUUUAUGUCAGAUAUUGCAGACGAGUUUAAGAUUGUUGUUGUCGAAGCCAUAAGAUCUCUGUGCCUGAAAUUUCCGCUCAAGUAUCGAUCAAUGAUGAACUUCUUGAGCAACAUUCUUAGAGAAGAAGGUGGGUUUGAAUACAAAAAAGCAAUCGUUGACUCAAUAGUCAUCCUCAUCAGAGAAAUACCAGACGCUAAAGAAAGUGGCUUAUUUCAUCUCUGUGAGUUUAUUGAAGAUUGUGAAUUCACAUACCUUUCAACUCAGAUACUUCACUUUCUGGGGAAUGAAGGGCCAAAGACAUCAGACCCUAGUAAAUAUAUAAGAUACAUUUAUAAUCGAGUUAUACUUGAAAAUGCGACGAUACGAGCAUGUGCAGUGAGUACCUUGGCAAAGUUUGGUGCUUUGGUUGAUGCAUUGAAGCCUCGCAUAUUUGUACUUCUAAGGCGCUGUCUAUUUGAUAUUGACGAUGAGGUCCGUGACCGGGCAACGCUUUAUCUUAAUACACUUGGAGGUGAUGGUUCAGUUGCUGAAACUGAGAAAGAUGUCAAAGAAUUCCUCUUUGGUUCAUUGGAUGUUCCUCUGGUUAACUUGGAGAAAAGCUUGCGAAAUUAUGAGGCUUCUGAAGAACCUUUUGAUAUUUCUACUGUGCCAAGAGAAGUCAAGUCACAGCCUCUUGCUGAGAAAAAGGCUCCAGGGAAAAAGCCUUCUGGUUUUGGUGCACCUCUCAGUGCUCCAACAUCGGCUGCUGAUGCAUAUGAGAAGAUGCUUUCUUCCAUUCCUGAAUUUUCAAGCUUUGGAAAAUUAUUCAAGUCAUCUGCUCCUGUGGAGUUGACCGAAGCUGAAACUGAAUAUGCGGUUAAUGUAGUCAAGCACAUUUAUGAUGAGCAUAUUGUAUUCCAGUACAACUGUACAAACACCAUACCUGAGCAGCUAUUGGAAAAUGUUACAAUCUUUGUUGAUGCUUCUGAAGCUGAAGAAUUUUCAGAAGUUGCAUCAAAGCCAUUGAAGACUUUACCUUAUGAUUCACCUGGGCAGAGUUUUGUGGCUUUUGAGAAACCAGCAGGAGUUCCAUCUGUUGGAAAGUUCUCUAAUAUCUUAAAGUUCAUUGUCAAAGAGGUAGAUCCAUCUACCGGGGAAUCAGAGGAUGACGGUGUUGAAGAUGAAUACCAGUUAGAAGAUUUUGAAGUAAUGGCUGCAGAUUACAUGCUGAAGGUGGGAGUAUCCAAUUUCAAAAAUGCUUGGGACAACAUGGAUCCAGAGGGCGAGCGUGUUGAUGAAUAUGGACUUGGUACAAGAGAGAGCUUAGCUGAAGCUGUCAACGCUGUUAUUAAUAUUCUCGGCAUGCAGCCCUGCGAGGGCACUGAUGUCGUUCCAAGCAAUGCAAGGUCACAUACUUGCCUUUUGUCCGGUGUGUUCAUAGGCAAUGUGAAAGUCCUCGUCAGACUAUCAUUUGGUAUUGAUGGACCUAAGCAAGUCGCCAUGAAACUUGCAGUCAGAUCCGAUGACCCAGCAGUUAGUGAGGCAAUCCAUGAAAUUGUUAAUGGCUAAGGAUUGAUCCUUCAUGCUACUUUAAUCUUUUCGUGCCUCCAAUUCUGAGGAUUUUGUGGAGCAUGUGGGGUUUUUAUGUAUUGAGGUUAAAUCUAUGUAUUAAAGCUUGGGAGAUGACGGAAGAAAAGUUAAAAUUAUCAGGGUUCGAGAACGGGUAUGAGAUUUUUCUGAAAGAUUUGAAAGACGUCAUCUGUUUGUUCUUGUUCAGGUGUUUUGUGAUCGGGUAUUUAAAACACAAGAAAUGUUUCAGUGAACCUUGAAUCUGCCUGCAUGCUGCAGGCAACCUAGCCAUUCAAAUCAGAGCAUUGAAUAAACUUGGGGUCAUAGCAAGUUUAUAUAGUUAGACAUGUCUGCUUUAUUUACUAUGCUUGUAUGAAUUCUUGAACUGCUACACAGAGUUGAAAUUUACACCAUUUCCUUUCA